Molecule: messenger RNA, 582 nt
Organism: Penicillium brasilianum
Lineage: Eukaryota; Fungi; Ascomycota; Eurotiomycetes; Eurotiales; Aspergillaceae
Source: the annotation of a GenBank genome assembly
AUGUCGCAAAUCAACUACCGCACCAUCAACGUCGACCAGCUCGACCCCGAGUCAUCGGUCAACUUCCCCAUGGAGACCCUCCUCCCUGCCACGCUGCCUCAGCCAGAAACCUCCAGUGAUGCCGCCAAUGUUGCUACACAGGUUCGCCAACUGCUGCGCGGUGGUGAUGCCGAGGGCGCGCUGCGCCACGUUCUGGACACUGCGCCGCUGGGCGGCGACGACCGCGCUAAGGAGGUGCAUCUUGCUACAGUGAUCGAGGUGUUGCAGGGUAUUCGACAGGCUGAGAUGACUCGCGUGCUGGAGGGUGUCACUAGUGGCGAGGGCGGGUCAGAGCGAGCGGACUGUCUGAUGAAGUACAUCUACAAGGGAAUGUCCUCGCCCGGCCCCAGCAGCGGCGCCCAGUCCCCUCGCAAGAACGUCUCUCCUCAAGCCACCGGUUUCUCUCAGAUUCAGGCCCGCAACCAGGGCGAAGGUGGUAGUAGCCAGCAGAUGAGCGUGUUGCUGAACUGGCACGAGAAGCUGGUGGAGUUGACAGGUACCGGUUCCAUUGUCCGCGUCAUGACGGACCGUCGGACGGUCUAA